This is a messenger RNA of Nerophis lumbriciformis (worm pipefish), 2776 nucleotides long. It is a transcript of the gene slc23a1, whose product is annotated as solute carrier family 23 member 1. The record is from RefSeq and is a predicted model, not a curated record. Gene Ontology annotation, cellular component: membrane. Gene Ontology annotation, molecular function: transmembrane transporter activity. Lineage: Eukaryota; Metazoa; Chordata; Actinopteri; Syngnathiformes; Syngnathidae. Gene Ontology annotation, biological process: transmembrane transport.
CCUCUGAUUGGCCAGUCCGUAAUGUUUUGCGCAAUAAUGAAACAUGACACAAAGAGUUUGGAUCGAGAUAUCUCCGAAGAAGGAAGGAUCUUUAAGAAAAAGGUGAGUUAUCACUUUGUUGUGCAAACAUCGACAAUAACAAGCUCCGCCUCUUUGAAGGGCCGCUGACCUCCUGUGCUGCCAUUGACCGACUAUCAGUCCUAAUUAAAGUACAUUACUUUUCCGAAGACAGAUGCGGAUCAAUGGAUCGCGCCUUGAGGCUCCGCCCCCUUGAGUCACCUGCCGGGAACUACUUUAGCAUGUGGUAUGGCGGUCACGGCCUACGGUUGCCAUGUGCCGGAAGCCGAGGACAACUUGUCCUUGCCCUCGGCUAUCGUGCGCCCGACCUUUUAAAAAAAUUAAUGUAUUUACAGCCUUUGUUUAGUGUAAUCAUUGAUCAGUGGACACACCUCAGCACAGACUAAUUGAUGAGAAAGUUUGUUUCAGGUGAAAGUCCACAAAGAUUAACCAUCGGACUGGAAGAGCCACCGCCAUCGCCUUCUCCACGUCGCUGCUUCGCAUAUGGCUGCCAGGGAAACAGAAGAUGACUCGAAGGUUCAGGAUCACCUUCCAGGAGGGCGGAGCCUCAACGCGAAUAAAGCGCCAAAUACGUCCACGGACAUGAUUUACACCAUCGAGGACGUCCCACCCUGGUACUUGUGUAUUCUCCUGGGACUGCAGCACUACCUGACGUGUUUCAGCGGCACCGUGGCUGUGCCGUUUCUCCUGGCCGAGGCCAUGUGCGUGGGCGAAGACCAGAACACUAUCAGUCAACUGAUUGGAACCAUUUUCACCACCGUCGGAGUCACCACCCUGAUCCAGACCACAGUCGGAGUCAGAUUGCCGUUGUUCCAAGCGUCGGCUUUGGCCUUCCUGGUUCCCGCACAGGCCAUUCUCGGUUUGGACCGCUGGAGUUGUCCAAGUGAUGAGGAGAUUUACGGGAACGGCAGUCUUCCACUGGACACCUCCCACAUUUGGCAACCUCGUAUCAGAGAGAUUCAGGGCGCCAUCAUAGUGUCAAGCACGGUGGAGCUCCUGAUUGGUCUACUGGGACUGCCAGGGAUACUGCUGGAAUACAUCGGGCCGCUCACGAUCACGCCGACCGUGUCGCUCAUCGGCCUGUCUGUGUUUACCACGGCAGGAGACCGGGCCGGUUCCCACUGGGGCUUCUCAGCACUGUGUAUUCUCCUCAUUGUACUGUUUGCUCAGUACUUGCGGGCAACUUCACUCCCUGUGCCGGUCUAUAGCAAGAAGAAAGGACUGCGGUUCACCAAAGUCUACAUCUUCAAAAUGUUUCCGAUCAUACUCGCCAUCAUGCUGGUCUGGCUGCUUUGUUACAUCUUCACCCUCACCAACCUCCUACCCUCGGACCCAAAACGUUACGGAUACAAGGCCAGGACCGACGCGCGCGGUGACAUCAUGACUUCAUCUCCCUGGUUCAGAGUUCCUUACCCCUGCCAGUGGGGGUUGCCUGUGGUAACGCUGGCGGGGGUGUUGGGAAUGCUCAGCGCAACCAUGGCAGGCAUUGUAGAGUCCAUCGGUGAUUAUUACGCCUGUGCUCGCCUCUCCGGGGCUACUCCGCCUCCGGUCCAUGCGAUCAACAGAGGAAUCUUCACAGAGGGACUGUGUUGCAUCAUCGCCGGACUUCUCGGGACUGGAAAUGGCUCCACCUCCUCCAGCCCAAAUAUUGGUGUUCUUGGCAUAACUAAGGUGGGGAGCAGGCGAGUGGUCCAGUACGGAGCGGCCAUCAUGUUGCUGUUAGGAUCCGUUGGGAAGUUCACGGCCUUGUUUGCGUCUCUGCCAGACCCCAUCCUGGGAGGAAUGUUCUGCACGCUCUUUGGUAUGAUCACGGCUGUCGGUCUGUCCAACCUGCAGCUGGUGGAUCUCAACUCGUCCAGAAACCUUUUUGUUCUGGGCUUCUCCAUGUUCUUUGGUCUGACGCUGCCAGCAUACCUGGACACACACCCCAAGUCCAUCAACACAGGUCUGGCAGAACUGAAUCAGAUCCUGACGGUCCUUCUGUCCACUGAGAUGUUUGUUGGGGGCUUCCUGGCUUUCUGCCUUGAUAACACCAUCCCAGGUUCUAGACAAGAGCGCGGUCUCCUGCAAUGGAGGUCUUUGUCGACCUCGUCCACCUCCUACGACCUUCCUGUCGGGAUGGCGCUCAUCCGGCGGGCGCGCUGCCUCAGGAACUUCCCCAUCAGCCCCACGUUCAGCGGUUGGACCUUGCCUGGUGAGAGCGAGGCGCAAGGAAAAGAGGAGGCGGAGCAAGAAAUAGUGAGGGAGGAGCUUAGACCAGAGGAGGAAGAUGAAAAGUCAACCAAGGUCUAAGGGCCUGACCUACUAAGAUCCAAACAGCAGGCACGAAACAGCAUGUACGAACUAUAAAUUAGUGUGUACUAUAAGUGUGUGGAAAGUAUAAUAUAGUGUGUACUAUUAGUGUGUGCAAAGUAUAAUAUAGUGUGCACUAUUAGUGUGUACAAACUAUAAAUUAAUGUGUACAAAGUAUAAAAUAGUGUGUACUAUUAGUGUGUACAAACUAUAGAAUAGUGUGUACUAUAAGUGUGUACAAACUAUAAACUAGUGUAUACUAUUAGUGUGUAUAAACUAGGAUAUAGUGUGUAGUACACACUAUAUCAUAGUUUGUAUGAUAUAGUGUGUACUAUUGUAUAGUUUGUGUACAAACUAUAAAAUAGUGUGUACUAUAAGUGUUUAAAAACUAUGAUAAAGUGUGUAG